Messenger RNA from Bacillus rossius redtenbacheri, 4328 nucleotides. RefSeq names its product facilitated trehalose transporter Tret1-like. The transcript is spliced from 7 exons. Gene Ontology annotation, biological process: carbohydrate transport; transmembrane transport. The record is from RefSeq and is a predicted model, not a curated record. NCBI's taxonomy places the organism in Eukaryota, Metazoa, Arthropoda, Insecta, Phasmatodea, Bacillidae. Gene Ontology annotation, molecular function: sugar transmembrane transporter activity. Bases 445 to 2016 code for a protein of 523 amino acids. Gene Ontology annotation, cellular component: membrane.
GACGUAAUACAGUGACGUUAUGAUUGUGUACAAACAAACGUAGGCUUUAAAUUAUUUUUGAGAUAGAAAAUAAAUCAUUUUAUUGAAUGGAAAUUAAAACUAUUUGCUCAUAAGGUGCUAUAAUAUACUGCUCUAGUGCAUGAUUUCCAUCAAUUUUAAAGAGUUAUGACUACGAGUACUGUAGUAAUGUGGAUGUGAGAACAGCUGUCGUAUCUUGUUCAAUUUUGUUAUUUUCUCCCUCGCUAAAAAUAUUGUCUGGAAAACAAGUCACAUACAAGAAUUAUUAUCAUCUGAAAAGCUGUUAUUACGUUGGAUGAAUGUGAGGAGUUGUGAAUAUAUUGGUGUUUUUAAAAUCAUUGUUACUAUUAGUUGUGUGUUAGUGCUUCAAAACAUCUAUAAAGUAUUAUAAAAACACGACUAUUCGUUCAAAUAAAGGUAUUAAUAAUGAGUAGACUGCAAUCGGAAAGACAUUUUCUUAGGUACAAUUCAAUCAAUUAUGGAGCAACAAGUUCACAAGAUGCCAGCGACGAGGAAAUCACGCCUCUUCUCGACGACAUGGAUGGCUUCAAGGCAGGCGCCAGCACCCAGGUUCUCGUCCCACCCGGCGACGAACCUGCGAGAAGACUUCCCCAGUACAUCGCCACGUUCGCAGUGACGCUGGGCGCCUUCUCGCUCGGCAACGUCCUGGCGUGGACGUCCCCCACCGGCUCGAAGCUGGCCCAGUGGGACACGAACAAGGACCCCUCGCUGCUGACCCCCUCCGAGUGGGCGUGGGUCGGCUCGCUGGUGAACAUCGGCGCGGCCUUGUCGGCCGUCCUCGUGGGGCUGCUGAUCGACCGGCUCGGGCGCCGGUACACCAUGCUCAGCUUCGUGCUGCCGUUCGUCGCCGGCUGGUUCAUGAUCGCCUGGGCAGGCCAGACGGUGGCGUUGUACUACGUGGGGCGCGUCAUCACGGGCAUGAUGGGCGGGGCGUUCAGCCUCACGGCGCCCGUGUACAUCAGCGAGGUGGCGCAGAAGGAGGUCCGGGGCACCCUGGGCGCCUGCUUCCAGCUCAUGGUCGUCGCCGGCAUCAUGUUCGUGUACGUGCUCGGUGGCAUCGACGGAGUGAGUGUGUUCGCGCUGACCCUGACGUGCAGUGUUGUCCCACUAGUCUUCGGAGUAAUGUUCGUGUUCACGCCCGAGACGCCGCUGUUCUACGUGCAGAAGGGCCGCACAGACAAGGCCCGGGAGUCCCUCCAGUGGUUCCGGGGCAGGGAAUACAACGUGGAUGCAGAGUUGCAGGAAAUGGAAACCUCUCUGGAAGUCUCUAGACAAAAAAAAUUGUCUUGGAAAGAGGCAUUCUCGACGACGGCGGCCAAAAGGGCUCUGCUUAUUUCUAUUGGUCUAAUGGUUUUGCAACAACUUAGUGGCGUUAAUGCUGUUAUAUUUUAUACUUCCGAUAUAUUCAAGGCGGCCGGGAGCGCGAUGGAGCCGACGGUGGCAGCCAUGAUCAUGGGCGGGAUCCAGGUGGUCGCGACGUUCGCCUCGACGCAGAUCGUGGACCGGGCGGGCAGGCGGGUCCUGCUGCUCGCGUCGGGUGGCGUCAUGGGCGUCUGCUCCGUGGUCCUGGGGGUGUUCUUCCACGUCAAGGACAGCGCGUCGGGCAUCGGGUGGCUGCCGCUCGCGAGCGUGUGCGUCUUCAUCGCCCUGUUCUCCGUGGGGUACGGCCCCAUCCCGUGGCUCAUGCAGGGCGAGCUGUUCCCCCCCGAGAUCAAGGGCCCGGCCAGCUCCAUCUCCUGCAUGCUCAACUGGCUGCUGUCCUUCUUCGUCACCAGGUUCUUCUCGCAGCUGGUGGCGGCCGUGGGGCAGGACGUCACCUUCUGGAUCUUCGGGGGGAUCACCAUCGCGGGGACGGCGUUCGUGUUCUUCGUCGUGCCCGAGACCAAAGGCAAGACGCUGGACGAGAUUCAGGUGGAGCUGGGGGGAGGGCGCGGCGGCCCUGAAAACGGAGAUGUUCCGCAACGUGAUAAAUAUUGAUGCAUAUUGCAUCGGGAGAGUAUUUAUGAUCAGACUUGUUAAUUUUAUUGUAGAACAUUGUUUUUUAAUGCUAAGCAUAAUCAUAAAGACAGUAUACUGUUUUUGUUACAGAUUUUUGAAAACAUUUUUAUGGUGAUUGUUACCAAAUAUUUUUGAUAAAAACUAAAUGUGUACAGUAUUAUCAAGAGUGUACUCUAGUUUUUGUGUGUUAUCAUAAGAGAACUUCACACAUGCUAAAUCAGGGUUGUCAUAGGCAUUUACUGGAAUUGUUUUAGUUACAAAUGAAGAGUUUCCGUUAAUGUUUUAAAAAAAUAUUAAUUUUUAAUUGUUUUGGCUUUUUGUUUAUUUUACUAAGGUAUACAUUAUAUUUUUAAUUAUAUAAAUAAAUAAAUGGGUACUUAAGCCUUGCAUUGUAAAUGUUUGUUAUGUAGCUAAACAAUAUUUACAGUAUUGUGGGUUCUUCCUUUAAGUUUGAAUUAUAACUUUCACUAUCAGUCAGAUAGUUCAACUUAUAUUGGUACUUAGUUCUAAUUGCAUUUUUACUACAAGUUGUUUUUAUUAACUUUUAAUAUUGCAGUAAUGUCAUGUGCACAUUGCAAAUAAAUUUCAGAAUGUUUAAUUGCUUUAAUGGUUAUGUUAUUAAAUAUAUUAAAAAAUUAUGUAUACUAUAUUUGUCUUUUUGUUUAGAUGUAAUAAAGUUUUUUUUUUUUAAUAUAUAUAAUUUUCCUGAUGCCAAGUGCAAAUGGCAGCUAUAACGAAUUGUAAAUAGCUCACUUAUGUAUAUUAGUAAUUUAUUUAUAGAACGAGAAACCAAAACUACAAAGUGUAAAAUUGAGGAAGGUGUAAUUUUGAGAUAAAGUAUGACAUAUUUGUUGCAUUCAAAAUUAUCGACAGUUUUUCCUGUUAUGAGUGGAAAUACAUUUGUUUAGUAUGAUUACGAUUAAUAUAUAUCAAUGUAAGAUUUUUGUAUUUUUAUGUGACUUGGGUCAGUUAUUAUUCUUUUAUUUUCACAAAUACAUAUGUAUAUCAUACUCAUUUCGGAUGAUUUUGAUGUGUGGUUGUUCAACAAGGAACUGUAUGAAACUGUAUAAGAUGUUUUAAAUUGACUUUAAAUCCAGCCCUUUAUGUUUACACAUUUCUGCUUAUUACAGAAUUUUUUCAUAAUAGUACUUUGAAAAGUGUAAAUAAUGUGUUUCACAGUAGCAUUUCUGGCUACCACAACAAAACCCCAUCACUAUUUUUUUUUACAUUUUAAAUGUUUGUCAUCAUAGCAUUUAGCUCACGUAUACACUAAGCAAAAUUGUAAACUGACAUUUUAGUUAGUAAAAUAAAUUAUUUAAAUGCCAGUCAAAAAAAAUUUUGGUUAAAAUAUUGAAAAAUCACAUCAGAAAGAAAUUUCUUGACUUAUUUAAAGAUUUUUACUGCAAGUUUUGUUUGAUUUGGUAAUUUUUUUUCUUUAACAUUUUGAUAACUAAAUUUUAAUGUGUUUCUUUAAUAUCCUCUUAUUUAUUUUUUUUUUUUUUUACCAGGUCCUAUUAUACUCUUCGCUCAUGUUAAACUAAAGUAAAAAUCUACAAACUGCAAACUUGUAAAGUAACAGAUGUAGGCCAUAGCAAGCUGGAGAUAAAGUUUAUUUUAUUGUUUUUUUUUAUUGCUUAUAUGUGUACAGGUUGGGGAAAAAGAAUUUUCUAAGAUAUGCAACUGUAAAUCAUUAUUUGAUAUGCCUUAAACAUAUGCAUCAUAUUUUAGUAAUACAGGAGGUGUAAAAUUAGUUAUUAGUAUUGUAAGUAUGUAAUGCAUCUUUUGUAAUUUGAGCAGUUGUGAUUUUGAAAUAUUGUCACCAGGUUUUAUAGCAGUGUAAAUUUUCUGUAACAUUUAGGUGCUCAGUUUUUCAGGUUUGGAUGCAAUUAAUGAUGUGAUAAUGAUAUUUUACCAUUUUCAGGGGCUUUUAUUGAUUGUUCGUUUCUCAGUGUGAUAAAAACUUCAGUACAUUGUACCAUAAACAACCAUUUGUAAACAUUUAACCUUUAUAUUGUAUUGAAUUCUUAAGACUGUAAGAACCAACAUUUCCCAAGUUUUACUGUGAUAUGAAAUGUUUUUAACUUGUUUUCAUAGCUUUUCUAUUGUUUGUUGAAUAAAUAUAUAUAUAUAAAAAAAGGAAACACAUUAAGGCUUAAAGGCUUGUUCAUUGAUAUUAUGGAUGAGCUCAUCAGAGCCAAGUAUGUAGUGUGGAACCGAUUAUAACUGUGUAGGGCCCAUUGUCUUAAGCAUGUGUGCAUAAUCGUACAGCAUAAAACACUUAUUUUUAUUUA